AUGGCGGGUAUGUGGGAGGGCGGGCAGGGGCAGGGGCGAGAGCUUCUGAGUCUGAAUCUGGAUCCGAAUAUGGGAGACCUGUGCGGAAAGGCAGACUACCCGGUUUUGUGUCGAUCUGUGGUGAAGGGUGUGAGUAAGCCAUCUGUAGCCUUAGAAUCCGCGAUCAGGCAGUUGAUGUUGCAAACAAAAAUGGCGAGGACUACAGCCAAGAGGCUGAGGAAGUCACCGGGCGUGGAGGUAUGCUCCGAGACUUACCAAGACGCCUUCCGCAACCUCAAGACUUGCCUUUCAACCCUCAAAACCGGAGACAAACCUACCCUCAACAUCAACCUCUCUGCAGCUUUGACCGGCUACGUCACCUGCGACGAUGCCGUGGUCGAGAGAGGCGGCACUUCUCCCGUAACCCGAACAAACCUUACACUCCGCCAAAUGGCCACCAACUGUUUGUACUUGUCUAGUUUGAUUGGCGUUGGCUGA
Messenger RNA from Cucurbita moschata (crookneck pumpkin), 477 nucleotides. RefSeq names its product pectinesterase inhibitor 12-like. The coding region runs from base 1 to 477 and encodes 158 amino acids. NCBI's taxonomy places the organism in Eukaryota, Viridiplantae, Streptophyta, Magnoliopsida, Cucurbitales, Cucurbitaceae. The record is from RefSeq and is a predicted model, not a curated record. The transcript has a single exon. Gene Ontology annotation, molecular function: enzyme inhibitor activity.